AGGAUUUGAUGGAAUCGAAUGACUCAAUCGAAUCGAGCUGUACCAGGUACAACAGUUCCUUGACCAUCGCGGAAUGCCUCUGUCAAGAUCCCAAAAACAAAACAAGCUCAAAAAUUUAGAAGAGGAAGGUUAUACGACUUGCCAACAAGAUGACAUUGUUUUCUUCUACGCCUGUCUAUGGAAGCAAUGGGAAUAUCAAAUGGUACAUGACACCUCUUUGGCUCCGCCUGAUCGCCAUUGUGGGCUACGCUGAUAUCGCACGACGAGGUGUGCAGCUGCUCCUUGCUCAUGUGGCAGGCCAUCUGUCGGCUGGAGACGAUGAUAUUGUCUCUGUUGAUUUGAGGGAGACUCUCAAUGCAGUGACAGUCUUUUUACUCGUUUAUGCGGUCGAAACCACGAUUGGGAUUCUCUUUGGAUGGGCCACAACGUACCAUUUUGGUAUCCGAUGCGUCUACGAACAUCAUCUCCCCUGUUUGAUUUGGGCGGUUUUCUUGUUCCGAUACUACUACAAUAUGUGCCAGGAAGCGACGACAAGUGAUCAGCUAAAGGAAGAAUCCAAGCGGUUGGCUGUGGAUCUUAUUCAGGCUACCAUGUGUUGUGGCUUCAUAACGCAAUUUUCCGAAGUCAUGGAUACCUCUUUUACCUUUCACAAACCACCCUUCAAGGAAUCGUCAAGGAAGAUUUACCAAAGUUUGGCGACAGCGGUAACCCUUCUCUUUGACUUUUCCAUUUUACAUGGCUUUUAUACCUACAUACCACUUCGAUGGAGUGGUCGUUUGGGCGCUGUGUCCGUGUGUGAGAUUGUAUGUUGUCUCAUGUUGUUGAUGUUGCUCGGACUGCAUUUCACAUAUAUUAACGAACUUCGGCGCAAGAUUUUUGCAAAGGGAACCACCAAGAGUGAGAAGGACAAGGCAUGAAAGACUUCUGUUUUGAAUGAAGCAGAAGGAAGCGGUCAGUCGGCACAAAAAUUGAAGUACGGUUGCCUGGAAAUACAUUUUCAACUUGCAACGCCACAGAUACAUGUACAGUACCUAUACCCAUGGCAUGUUGCAGCCAGUAGCCCUUGUUACAGAACGGUAUUAGUACCUUUAUAAAUUUAAACACGUUGUGUAUUCAA
Messenger RNA from Seminavis robusta, 1117 nucleotides. NCBI's taxonomy places the organism in Eukaryota, Bacillariophyta, Bacillariophyceae, Naviculales, Naviculaceae. The record is from the annotation of a GenBank genome assembly.